This is a messenger RNA of Seriola aureovittata, 2785 nucleotides long. RefSeq names its product CDAN1 interacting nuclease 1 (gene cdin1). Lineage: Eukaryota; Metazoa; Chordata; Actinopteri; Carangiformes; Carangidae. Gene Ontology annotation, biological process: erythrocyte differentiation. The record is from RefSeq and is a predicted model, not a curated record. The transcript is spliced from 12 exons. Gene Ontology annotation, cellular component: nucleus; cytoplasm. The coding region runs from base 192 to 1028 and encodes 278 amino acids.
CUGGACACCGCCCCCUGGAUGCUAAAUAACCAAUCAUCCGCUGGUAUACUCAGCUUCAUGGAUCAAUCGACCAAUCAACGCGCUGCUCACACAAAAGUCACCUCUUCAACUUCCUAGCGGGAAGCAGCUACCGGGGAACUGUCCACAGACAGCAGGAAUCACUGGUAGAUGCAGCAGCUAAUCAAAGGAAGAUGAGACUAUCCCGAGCUGAAUAUAAAGAGAUAGUGAGGUGGACUGAACAACUGAGACCCACACGACAAUGUAUGAAGAUGCUCAAGGAAAGAUUUCCAAAUCACUCGCAGUCCACUCUUCUGAGCAUCUUCUCCCUGGAGUACCAGAAACGAACCAAAAGAACGAUCUCAAGACACCAUGCACCAGAUGUUAUUGAAAGCCACUACCAAAGGUAUCUAAGUGAAGUCAAGGCACAUCCCACUGCUCCCGUCCUGCUGGAGUUGGCCAAUGAGGUGGAUCUGUCUCCUGCACUGAUGGCUCGUAUCAUCCUGGACAGGUUUCUUCAGGACCUGGAGGGUGGAAUGCCCUCUAAAACAGUCGUCAACAGCAUGCUUAAGGAGCCAUCGCUGAUUCCAGACCAGAUUUUGGCCAAUAACAUCUACCAAUGCACAAUAAAUGACUGCUGUUAUGGACCGCUGGUAGACUGCAUCAAACACGCUAUUGGCCAAGAGCAUGAGGUGCUACUCUGUGACAAACUGAAGGAGAGGAACCUGUCCUUUCUGGAUGAAAACCAACUGAGAGCAAUGGGCUAUGACAAAACACCUGAUAUCAUCCUGGAGGUUCCAAUUGCUGUGGAGGGACACAUUGUACACUGGAUUGAGAGCAAAGCCUCAUUCGGAGACGACCACAGUCAUCGCACCUAUCUCAAUGAGCAGUUCUGGAGCUACUGGAACAGCCUCCCAGCCCCCAGCCUGCUCGCCUGCCACCACGGGGAGCUUCCUGUCUCCAAGCAAAACUUACAGACAUGGAGACUCAUCAAAGGCCAGAGGGACUCUCUGGACAGAUCUGCAAAUUAGCACUGUGGCCAGUGUUUGGCUUUGGAGACUAAUAAGCCUCAUCUGAAAACAGUGAAAGCCUCAGAGACAUUUUUCUUCUGUUAUUUUUAUUUCCCAUAUUAGAUAUAAUGAAGGUCAUCUUAAUUCUGAGCAGUGUGUGCAUUUAAAAUGUAUUUACAGUCAUCCGGACUCAUAAUUGCCUACUCAUGAUUUCAGUACAGUGCUUGCAGAGCAGACACCAUUUGCAGCCGCUCCCAUAAUAGAAUUUAAUAAUAUCAGCAUCAAGUGUUAAUGAAUACCCACUCAGUGUGUCAUAACUGAAGAGAUCAAGCCAUUUUCAUGAUAUAGAGGGUCAUUACAGAGGACGGGGAGUCGAUAUCUGAGAAAAGAUCAGGUGAGCUCUGACCAUUUAAAUGUUAACCCCUUACACAGCCAGAGAAUAACACAGAGACGGAGCAUUUUUAUCGUUACAUUCAUAUUAUCAAGUCUGAAUUUUGUAAUUGAAUUUGUAAGAGAGGACUGAUGCUCAGAAAGGUUUUGUCUGAGGUACAAGUUGUUCCAUAACUUUAACAUAGAUUGUUGUGGUGUCAUCACAGAGCUGUCGUCGGAAUGUUGUUGGAUUGUAUGCAAUGUCUUCGGUGUUGUUUGGACCGACUUCUGAACACUAAACAGACAAAACCGAAACCAGACCACACUUUGUUUGUUUUCAGUCCACAUCCAAAGCAGACCAGAGCGUGUCAAAGUGCGUUGGACCAUGACGCUGUAGAUCUGAGAGGGGACCAGCACACAUUACACACACAGCGCACACUUGUCCCUCAGAUAUGUGUUGCUAAUGUGGUAGGUGACAUGCUCAGUUAAGGUCCCUAACGAGUUCCAAACACUGAUUGAGACUUUUCCCUUUGGCCGGAGGGCGUUUGGGAAGCAAGAUAUUGUACAAACGGAUCCUAACCGGGACCGAACGGUGCUGUGAAGCAGGACUGUCUUACUAUUGUGCCAACAAAAAAUAAAAAUAAAGUUAAAGCUUGUUUGCUCAUUGACAUAAUCAUGCGUUAGACAUGUUAUCAAUCAGCAUUGAUAUAGGGUCUGUCAGAUUGUGAGUGUGUGUAAGGUGAUAAGAUUUAGGUUAAUGUGAGUAGGUGGUUGAGGUGAGAGGUCAGAAAGUGAUAAUUCGUUAGUGGGAGAUAAAGACUGCAGAAUCUGUGGGGGGAAGGUGUUAGGAUAAGAAAAAAAUAAUGAAAAUAAAUAACUAAUUGGUAGAUUCUGUUAUUAAGGCAAAAGUCAAAUAACGUUAUGUGCAAAGCUUGGUGUUACUGGUAUUUUUAAAUUGUCCUUACACUUUGUUUUAACCAACUUACAGUAGAUCAUCAGUAGAUUUUGCUAUGAGUACCAUGAAGUUAACAUUCAUCACAGUUGUGUAUGGUAACUACGUUUUGUUCAUCCCUCUUCAGUGUGCAUAGUGUGUGCCCAUAGUGUGCUACAGUUGUUUUAAUGCAGUAAGCUGACAUAUCUUAAACACACCUGUAAUGAAAAUGAUGUCUAUAGAGCUGGGCAGCAUAUUGGUAUAACACUGCACUGUAUCAUGUUUGGAGGCUAGACAUCAGUAUUGACUAUAAAUUACUAAAGGUCUUUUUUGUCUCAGGGCUGCAUUAUAAUAAAGAGCAAUUUAUUUGGCAAUUGUACGUAAGUGAUGUUGACAAAAUACUAAUUUUGUUACCAAAUCCACACAGGAUAUUUUUAUUUCUCAAACUAGUGUUUUCCGAAAGCUGUAAUAGUCCCCU